AUGGAUUACUUCACUAAGUGGCCAGAAGUCUUCGCCAUUCCAAAUCAAGAAGCUUCAACAAUUGCAGAUAAACUAGUUCAUGAAUUCUCCUGUCGUUUUGGAGUACUUUUAGAGAUUCACAGCGAUCAAGGAAGGAAUUUUGAGUCUCAAAUAUUCCAGGAAACUUGCCGAGUUAUGGGUACUCAGAAAACACGAACAACUUCUUACCACCCACAAUCUGAUGGAAUGGUAGAAAGAUUUAAUCAGACAUUGGAGAGGUACCUAGCAAAAGUUGUGGAAAGACGGCAACGAGACUGGGACAGGCACAUACAACCGUUUUUGUUGUCAUAUCGAAGCGCUGUUCACGAAAGUACAUCAGUGACACCAGCUUUCGCAACCUUUGGGAGAGAAUUGUGGCUGCCUGCAGACCUGAUCACCGGAAUACCACCUAAUACCCCACGCAGUAUAACCGAUUAUGCAAAUGACUUGCGGAACAAAAUGAAUGACAUUUAUGAGCACGUCAGACAGACGGGCCAGCAAACGUCUGAGAAGAUGAAAACACGGUAUGACCGCAAAAUGAACAACAAGGGGUUUGAUGAAGGUUCACUAGUGUGGUUACAUAAUCCAGUUCGCAGCAAAGGGAAAUCUCCUAAGCUUCAAGCUAAAUGGGACGGACCGUACCGGAUUGUGACAAGGAUCAAUGACGUAACCUACCGGAUACAGAAAGGUGCCAGAGGUACUGCUAAGAUUGUCCAUGUGGAUCGACUGGCGCGUUAUUAUGGGGCCAAUAAUGCUCGGGACGAGCAUGUUUUAACGUAA
Parnassius mnemosyne (clouded apollo) is the source of this 798-nucleotide messenger RNA. The record is from the annotation of a GenBank genome assembly. NCBI's taxonomy places the organism in Eukaryota, Metazoa, Arthropoda, Insecta, Lepidoptera, Papilionidae.